AUGGGAGGAAAGAAGGGGAGUGGCAGGCGAGGACGCGGGGGACCGAGCAGCUGGAGGAGCGGAAGGAGCUUAGGCUGGAGGUUCGAGGGAGGCUGGCAGAAGUUGAGGAGAGAGCGCGGUGACUGGGGACCCGGCGGGGUGCAAGGGGGGAAGCCGGAGGGUGUCGUGGAGGCGGCGAGAGGAGGAGGCUGGCGAGCAAGCCCGGCUGGCCGAGCUGGGAGGCAGAGUGCCGAGGUGCAGGAUUUCAAGUAUGCCACAGAUGUUAGGGCAAGUGGUCUGAAGUCAUUGAAGCAGGUGAUCUUUGAGGACAUUGGCACAGGAAUGAUGGUGGAGUCCCAGCCGGAGUAUGAGGUCAAUCUGUACAUGUACCUUUACUUUGUCUGCUUCAUCAUCUUCGGCUCCUUCUUCACCCUCAACCUCUUCAUCGGAGUCAUCAUCGACAACUUCAACCAGCAGAAAGCCAAGUUGGGAGGAACCGAUAUUUUCAUGACAGAAGAACAGAAGAAAUACUACAAUGCCAUGAAGAAACUGGGCUCCAAGAAACCUCAGAAACCUGUUCCACGACCUGAGAAUAAGUUCCAGGGUCUGGUCUUUGACCUGGUGACCCAACAGUUUUUUGACAUCUUCAUUAUGGUGUUGAUCUGCCUCAACAUGGUGACCAUGAUGGUGGAGACGGAUGAUCAGAGCGAGGAGAUGGAAAACAUCCUUUACUGGGCCAACCUCGUCUUCAUCAUCAUCUUCACAUCAGAGUGCACUCUGAAGCUCAUCGCGCUCCGGCACCACUACUUUGCCGUUGGCUGGAAUAUCUUCGACUUCGUGGUCGUUAUUCUGUCCAUCUCCACCCCAGAGGACUCCAUCACCCACAGGUCCAGUCCACCCCAGAGGACUACAUCACCCACAGGUCCAGACCACUACAGUCCACCCCAGAAGACUACAUCACCCACAGUUCCACAGAGGACUACAUCACCCACAGGUCCAGUCCACCCCAGAGGACUACAUCACCCACAGGUCCAGUCCACCCCAGAGGACUACAUCACCCACAGGUCCACAGAGGACUACAUCACCCACAGUUCCACAGAGGACUACAUCACCCACAGUUCCAGUCCACCCCAGAGGACUACAUCACCCACAGUUCCAGUCCACCCCAGAGGACUACAUCACCCACAGUUCCAGUCCACCCCAGAGGACUACAUCACCCACAGUUCCACAGAGGACUACAUCACCCACAGGUCCAGUCCACCCCAGAGGACUACAUCACCCACAGUUCCACAGAGGACUACAUCACCCACAGCAGCUUCAUUCAGCUGUUCAGCUUCUGAGCCAGGAUCCGACCCCAUGGGCCAAAGGUGGACCUGCCUGGAGCAGGAGGAGGACGAGGAGGAGGAGGAGGAUCCACGGGACGUCCUGGACCCAGAGAUCCGGCUCCUCAGCAGGUCCCUGAUGGAGAACGCUGCUCGUCUUCUCAAAGAGCAGCCUCCUCUCCCAGCAUGCACCAGCAGCAGAGCGCUUCCCGGCACACAGCGGCAGCAGGUGGAAGUGCAGCAGGGUGGAGCAGCAGACCGACGGACAGCAGCCAGGAGGAUGAUGGAUGGAUGCACCGCCUCAGACGGCCUCAGCCAGGACGAGCAGAGCAUGAUGGGAGACCUCGACUCUGUCAGUUUUCUGGAUAAACUCCCAAAUGGAAGCAGAGUGGAGGAAGAGGAGGAGGUGAAGGAGGAGCAAGAAGAUGGAGGUGAACUGAUGAGGAACAGCUCUGAGGAGCAGCCAGAGAGGAGGGGUGAGGAGAAAGAGGAGAGAUUCAUGAUGAAGAAAGAGGAGGAAGAGGAGCAGUUAGGAGAUGACCAGACAGAAACUCCCUGCUCCUCCAUCACAGCUCCUGCUUUACAACAGGACCAGGGAGGAGCUGACGAAGAGGAGGAGGAGGAAGUCAGAGGAGAAGAACAGAAAGAGGGAGAUAAAGAGGAGGAGGACGUGACAGAGGAGAAAAGAGUUGCGGUGAAGAAAAAGGAGGAGCAGCUCGAAGGACAAGAUGGAGAGGUGGGGAAGAAACCGAGGGAGGCUCAGACAGAAACUCCCUGCUCCUCCAUCACAGCUCCUGCUUUACAACAGGACCAGGGAGGAGCUGACGAAGAGGAGGAGGAGGAAGUCAGAGGAGAAGAACAGAAAGAGGGAGAUAAAGAGGAGGAGGACGUGACAGAGGAGAAAAGAGUUGCGGUGAAGAAAAAGGAGGAGCAGCUCGAAGGACAAGAUGGAGAGGUGGGGAAGAAACCGAGGGAGGCUCAGACAGAAACUCCCUGCUCCUCCAUCACAGCUCCUGCUUUACAACAGGACCAGGGAGGAGCUGACGAAGAGGAGGAGGAGGAAGUCAGAGGAGAAGAACAGAAAGAGGGAGAUAAAGAGGAGGAGGACGUGACAGAGGAGAAAAGAGUUGCGGUGAAGAAAAAGGAGGAGCAGCUCGAAGGACAAGAUGGAGAGGUGGGGAAGAAACCGAGGGAGGCUCAGACAGAAACUCCCUGCUCCUCCAUCACAGCUCCUGCUUUACAACAGGACCAGGGAGGAGCUGACGAAGAGGAGGAGGAGGAAGUCAGAGGAGAAGAACAGAAAGAGGGAGAUAAAGAGGAGGAGGACGUGACAGAGGAGAAAAGAGUUGCGGUGAAGAAAAAGGAGGAGCAGCUCGAAGGACAAGAUGGAGAGGUGGGGAAGAAACCGAGGGAGGCUCAGACAGAAACUCCCUGCUCCUCCAUCACAGCUCCUGCUUUACAACAGGACCAGGGAGGAGCUGACGAAGAGGAGGAGGAGGAAGUCAGAGGAGAAGAACAGAAAGAGGGAGAUAAAGAGGAGGAGGACGUGACAGAGGAGAAAAGAGUUGCGGUGAAGAAAAAGGAGGAGCAGCUCGAAGGACAAGAUGGAGAAGUGGGGAAGAAACCGAGGGAGGCUCAGACAGAAACUCCCUGCUCCUCCAUCACAGCUCCUCCUAAUGAGAGAGAAGCUGACGAAGAGGAGGAGGAAGGAACGACUGACGGAGAGAAAGAGGAGCUGAUGGAGGAGUCUUCAGAGCUCCACCCUCCCCCAGAGAUGAAUAAAAUAAUCGUUCCCAGCAGCUCAGAGAGUCCUUCUGAGAAGCAGCUGGACGUCCAGGAGGAGAAAACAAACACACAAGCACCUCCCGCCACUCCAUCCUCUAAAGACCAGGAGGUCCCUGCUGAUAAAACAAACUCUCCCCUGACCAAAGGUGUUGUCAGCAAAGAGAAGAGACGUUUGAUUUCUACUGCAGCUCUUCCCUCCAGGACCAAAGCUCCAACCACAGCAGCUGCCUCAGCGAGGAAAACCAGCACCUCCUCCUCUCCAAAAAAACCGGCUCCACCCAAGAAAACAAGUGCUCCCCCUCCUCUUAAGAAAGAAAAAGCAGCUGUGAAGGAAACAGCUGAAGAAGCUAUGAAGGCUUCCAAGACAGCAGGGGGCACCAAAGCAGCCAAGAUGAUGUCAGCCAAGAGUACAGAGUCAGUAGACGGCGUCAGCAGUCCAGGAAGCCGUUCCCCUGCCAGUCGAUCGUCCACUCCAAACAGAGACGUCAAGAAGGUAGCAGUGGUCCGGACCCCCCCCAGGUCUCCAGGCUCUGCUCGUGGACGGACACCCCCCCUCCCGUCCCACCCCAUGCCGGACCUCAGCAACGUGAAAUCAAAGGUCGGAUCCACAGAGAACCUCAAACACUCACCCGGAGGGGGCAAGGUUCAGAUCGUCCAUAAGAAGCUGGAUCUCAGUAAUGUGACAUCAAAGUGUGGCUCCAAAAGCAACAUCCACCACAAACCAGGUGGGGGGAAGCUGGAGAUUAAAUCAGAGAAGGUGGAUUUUAAAGGCGCUCAGUCUAAAAUCGGUUCUCUGGAGAACAUCACUCAUGUGCCAGGAGGAGGGAAGAAGAAGAUUGAGACUCAGAAGCUGAACUUCAGAGAGACCGCCAAAGCUCGGACCGACCACGGUGCCGACAUAGUCACCCAGCCCGACUCCUCCCCUCCUCGCCUUAGCAACACUUCCUCCCCCGGAAGCCUUAAUGCUGCUGAAGCUCCGCCCCUCAACACCCUGGCCGACCAGGUUUCGGCCUCCCUCGCCAAACAAGGCCUGUGAUUGGAUGACCCGGUGCCUGCAGACCCACCCCUCCUAUUACCAAGGAAACUACCUGAUGGAAGAAAGAAAAAAAAAAUCAUCAUUCUGCCUUUUUCCUCAUGACCUUCAUCUAAUGUCACAGCGACAGGAUUGGAGAGAUUUUAUCAGCUCAGACAGCCAAUAACGUUCAGUCAGCACUCAGCGAGGCAGGUAACCCUCCUCUGUUUCCUCCAGAGAAGAAGAGUAUCAGGGCAGCGCGUGGCUAUGCUAGCUUAGCACAAAGACUGGAAACAGGGCGAAACUGCUAGCCUGGCUCCGGGUGGUCGCAGGUGGACUCUUCUUGGUGGGCUAGGUGUUCCCCCCGUGUGCAGUCCUUAUGCUAAGCUAGCUUAAACACUUCCUGGACCUCUGUCUGUGUGAGGGUUGAACUUUUGGGCUUUGAGCUGGUUCCAGAAGUACUUGAGGAGGUUUUUGGGUGCUUGAACCCAGUCGGAGUCCUUCAGGAGGACCCUGAGGAGGUUUCAGGUGCGGCUGUGUGAUACGGACACUGAUCCUGAUAGAAAUGUUUCCUCGUCACGUGACAACAGAGCUAACCCUAACCAGUCACAUGGCGACCUUCAGGCCGCCACAUGAUGAUGCUGUAGGUCUGAAACACGUCGUCUGACUUUCAGCUUAUUUCAGCUUCUGAAACACGGAGUUAGUUCCGAAAAAUCGACAAACUCAGGAUCAGUGAGACGGUUUGAGAAGUCCUUGAGGACGUUUACAAGUUCAGGGGGUCCAGGAGGUUUUUCCAGGAGUCCUUGAGCUAUCGUCUCAGAGAAAACAGAGAAUACGUUAAUCAGCCUGGAGCUUCCUUCAUAAAAUCCCUCCAAUCACAUAAAGUCUCUCUCUCUGAUGUCACCUCUCUCAGCCAAUCAUCACCUCUUCUGUGUUUCUGAAUGCUGAUGUGCUGUAGGCCCUCGUGAUGCCCCCCCCCCCCCCCCACACACCAUCCCAGAAUGCAGUUUGAUACCAAACGCCAAAACCAUGUCUCACUCUCUGCUUGUGGCUGUUAAAGUGCUUUGUACCAAUAAAGUUUCUCUUGGAUCCGAA
Molecule: messenger RNA, 5193 nt
Organism: Micropterus dolomieu (smallmouth bass)
Lineage: Eukaryota; Metazoa; Chordata; Actinopteri; Centrarchiformes; Centrarchidae
Gene: maptb
Product: microtubule-associated protein tau b
Exons: 19
Coding region: 1-4122 (1373 amino acids)
Biological process (GO): sodium ion transmembrane transport; membrane depolarization during action potential; neuronal action potential
Cellular component (GO): plasma membrane; axon; voltage-gated sodium channel complex
Molecular function (GO): tubulin binding; voltage-gated sodium channel activity
Source: RefSeq, a predicted model, not a curated record